This is a messenger RNA of Pseudomassariella vexata, 3099 nucleotides long. RefSeq lists its product as uncharacterized. The record is from RefSeq and is a predicted model, not a curated record. Bases 126 to 2624 code for a protein of 832 amino acids. NCBI's taxonomy places the organism in Eukaryota, Fungi, Ascomycota, Sordariomycetes, Amphisphaeriales, Pseudomassariaceae. The transcript has 2 exons.
GCCGGAACACACCAAAGAGUACAGCACAAUGAAUGACGUAACGAAGCGCAGCAAUUUAUCCCACCGAGGGCAUUGUUGUCGUCUAUUUGACGCCUUUGGUGUUCUAGAAAUUAGAAAUCAAAAAAAUGGCACACAACGGCUCCAGAUUCAAGCCACCUCUACCCCCAUGGAGCCCUACACCUCCACGGGAUACGUCGAUUUCUCCUGCUGAGAAUUCCAGCCAACUUUCCUACUUUCCGUCGCCGCCGUCAGGACCUCAUGCUCACCAAGGGAUGCCUCCCGCAUCGUAUCCUGCCCCUCGAAGUCCCGACAUUAUCCCAAUAGUGAGCGAUGUAGUUCCGCUGGUUCCUACAAGACAACAUGGGCUCCAUGGGGAUCACCGGAAAUCGCCCGGAUCCGGUGUACCUGCAGUCAGCUCAUCAUCGGGCCUCGCCCCGCCAAACUUGAGCGGAAUAUCCUACGUGAGUUUCCCACCGCCGCCGCCAUCUCCAAAUCAAUCUGGCUCCGGGACUCCUGAUUCCCAGAGAUUUCCUUUACCACCGAGGCCCAACGCCUAUCUCGGCUUAUCUGGUGUUAAGUCGCCUCAGGGUAAUUAUCCCACGCCGCCUCCCUUGAGUCCAGGGGCCCAGAGUCCAUACAAACUAACGUCCUUUCCUCCUCCUCCUCCUUCUCCUCCUGGACCGCCAGCACCCGGUAGUCGUGUGCCUUCUCGCACAAGCGCAUAUAAUAGCCACCCAGGUCCCCCCUCACGCCCAACUGCCUGUCCCAUCCCCGCUGGGCUAUCAUACAAGCCAAGAGCAUCUUACACGCCAGACCCGAAAACAGACCCGGAAAUCCCAAGCUCCCCACCCCCGGCUUACAAGCCUCUCCGGGAGUCUCUAAACUCACACUCCCCUUCGCCUGCUGCGUUUGUAUCCACAUUGUCGGAAAAGGGUCAAGCAUCCAGCCCGCUGGCCACAGCCUCGAGGCACACGUCGCCGCUACCUUCACCUCCUCCGGCAGCGUCUCCCCCUGCUGGGAGCGGGUCAGUCGCAGAGACUCACCAAGGGGCAUCACGCUGGGCAUCAAUUUUGUCUUCGCCAAGUUCAAUAGUCUGCUCAAUACCUUCAAAUGGCCAAGUCUCAAAUCCUGCAUCGCAAAAUGAGCUCUCUUUCUUCCCACCGCCACCGCCAGAAGCCGAGAUCGACGAGAUGUUUCAGGCAAUGCAUCUUAAAUCCGAAACAAAAAGGGUUGAAUUUUCGUCUCUUGCUGUCGAGCAAUGGUCAGAUGGAGCUUCGUAUUUAACCGGAAUGGACAUUGCCCCUUCGAGAGUCUCAGCCCCAGCGUCAACUCCGCAUCGUCCUCCAAAGCUUCCAGUACCAGAAGGGUUAGUAUCAUUUCCUCCUGCUACUCCCGGAACGCCACCGUCGGCCGUGACUUCGUGUAUUGAUACCGUUGUGACCUUCGCGACGACCUGGUACUGGCACUCCGCAGCCCCUGGUUUUCUCAUAUGCUCCCGCUGCUAUGCCGACUACAUUUGGUGUAGUCCCUUUCGCUCCGAGUUUUCGUCAUCAUGUCCUAUCGAUGGAAAGCCGCGAGUUUGCCGAUUCAGUCGUCCACAGAUGAGGGAUCAUCUCUUCAUAUCCUCUAUUGAAUCAAUGUCUCUUGAGCAAGCCUUGGGCUGGAUGCGUAGACGUGCCACCAUACCAGACUGUAAGGGUGAAGCUGGGGUCGAAGGGGAUGCAAAUGUCAGGUUGUAUAAGCCGCGGUAUCCCGAUGACAUACCGGGAUUCGUGGUUUGCCGUGCUUGUUAUGAGGAUCGCAUUCUUACAAAUGAGCUUAACGCCUUCUUCGAACCCUCGCCAUCCCAGCCUAGUGCCAGUUUGUGGGCUUGCGCCAUGGCUGUACCGUAUAUACAGAAGGAGUACGAGGAGAAGGGCAAGACUUAUAUCAAUGCCUGGCCCCAAUUUGCGAUUGAGGCAAGAGGGCGUCUGAUUAUUCCACCUUGUCCAGGCCGCGGCAAAGCCUUGACACAUGGGAAGAGGUGGUUCGUCCCCAAGGAAGGACCGCAGGGCAUCGUAUUCUGUCAUGCGUGCUACUGCGAUCAAGUGGUCCACACCGGUCAAGAAUCCAACUGGAGGGAAGCAGUCGAGCUUACCAAGCUCUUCUCCAACCAUGUUCGCUGCGCAAUGGGGCAGUUUAAUAUCAAGAUCACGAUGGCACGAAGGACUGACACUAAAGACUACUCCGUCUUCUGGGCGGUUGUCAAUAAAGUAGUUAAGGAGAAGAUGUGCGAUGAUACGGGGAUCCUCAAUGGAGAAUGGUACACAUUUCCUUCCAACCCGGCCGAGUUCGGUAUUUGCAAAGCCUGUUACAUCGCCAUCGCCGGAUCACUCAACGUCGCGGGCUUCUUCGUGCCGAAGCUAGGCAUACCACCCAAUACGACCCUGCUCUGCUGUUUCAACCUCUUGCAUCCGAGACUGAAGAGCUACAUGCCCAAGCUGUUGGAGAUGUAUUUCACCCGAGACCCGACAUCCUUUGAAAAGUACGCCUCGACAUACGCCGCCAUCCCGCCCUGCCCCCAUGACACCGCCGCUAAGAGCGUGCGCUGGUACGGCUGGCGCGAGUGCACCAUCUGUCCAUAAUGCCAUCACGACUUCGCCCUCCCACAGAACUCAACCCUCUCAUCGCAAAUGACGCACCGCAACAAUCCCCUAACCAACGACUCAGUCGUGUGCGAACUCUAUAGCCCACGCAUGCGCAAACUCUACCAGGAAUGCUCCUCCAACCCCGAGGUCCUGCUACAAAACUCACUGCGCCGGCGACAGGUCUAUUUCAAGACCAUGCCGCAGAUCCGCAUGAUGCUGCUUCAGCAGCAGCAGGCGCUCAAACAGCAGAAGGUGUUGAAUACUAUGAGCUCGCAUUAUAAUGUCAGCAGGAAGAUGCAGCAGCUUGUGUAUAGAACACCAGCGGCAUAUACGUAUGGUGCACCCGGGGUCGGAUAGGGGUCGGGUACGGGUUUGCGAAUAGGGAUUUUUGCAGGGCGGCGGGGGUUGCGGGGGCGAAGGAGGCAGUUGGGAUGGUGGGGGUGUUAGACAAGAGCUGGAGGGCGGUUGAGUA